GUACUUAAACGUUCAGCCGCCAAUAAAUUUUCCUAAUUUGCGUGGUUUAUGGCUGUCACUCGGAUAGCGAUCGUUCUUGGGGAAUUAUUAGAUGAAGGGCAAAAAUCAUCAUUGGUAAAGGAUGUGAUUCAAGGUUUGAGUACAUGUCCACCAGAUUUUCUGCUAAAGAUCCAAUCUCAUCUGGAUAAACUGACAAGCAAUCAACAGUGUUCAUCUGAGUGUAUUUUCUCUUACAAAGAGGAAGAUUUUGAAUUCCUAACAUUAUGUCGCCCAUCUUCAUCUGGAAUUACGUCGUUAUUAACAAAUUUUCUUCAACCACCAAAAAAUUCUGAUGUCACUCUUAAUGUUAUUCUUAUAUACGCUGGUUUAUUAUCGGAGGGAUCAGCUCAUUGGUUGUUACCCAACUUUGUGUUAACACCCACAUUCUUGACUGAUUUUGUUCAACAUUUGUCUACUCUACAUCCUAAACCAGAUGAUACGGAAAGUCUCUCAUCUCACAAACCUAUUCGGCUUCACAUUGGUAUCGGGGCCGUUUCAUCGGGUGGAGACUGGCGUCACCUUGUUAGCAACCCACCACAGCCUAUUGGAGGGCAUGUAUUCCAAGUUACAGUUAACCGUUGUCGUACAGUAGCAAAACCAAAGACUAACAAGCCUACAGACCCUUCUUCGCCAUCUUCUAGCUCAUUUGAUUUUGAGAGUUUUCUAUGCGAUAUGCUAACCAAACUGCCUGAUCCUUAUUGUAUUCCUCUCAGUCAAACUUUGGUAAUGCGCUCACCAACUGAUCUUACGCUCAAAGUUUCCAAACCUUGCAUUUAUGUGUUCCCUGAAGGUUCUGGGCAGGUAUCUAUCCUCGCUCUUCCUUUUUACAAUAUGCUAAUUGAUGGAGGAUGUAGUCAUAAACCUUGCUUUUGGUCUGUUGCUAAUUAUCUUGAUCGCCUGGAUUCUGUUCUGGUAACUCAUUGGGGUAUUGAUAACAUACUUGGACUGAAAACAAUUCUUCCGACAGUUUUCAAACCGAGCAAUGAUCAAUCGUUACUGUGUCUUCUCACUCCUCCACCGAAUAUUAACAACAUGAAAAUAAAUAAUCAUACUCAAGAUCCACUACCGUUUACGAUUAAUCUACCAAUGUAUUUUUCUAAUUUAGUUGGAGAAAUAAAACGUUCUGGUACUAAUCUCAUGGUCUACCCAGUUACUCGAGGAGGAAAACAGUCAGUAGUUCCAAAACCACUACAACUUUUCCAAAAAGUAGGUCAAGGUUGUUUGGAGUUAUUCCCAUUGACCCCUGGAGAUGAUGAUUCUGCCGAGUUGCGCAAGUUAAAUGAUGAUUGGUCUAAAUGUGCUCCUUCACUAAUGGCAACAUCUGUCCCAUUAAAUAAAAGUUCAGGAAACAAAACAACUGUUCCACUUCUUUCCUACACAAGCGUAUCAGCUUUGGUUGUUUGGAGACCUACUAAAGAUACGGAACCUAUACUUCGAUUUCUUUUUGUAUCACCAAAUGCACAUCAAACACGUAUUUUGUUAAGUCUUGAUGCAUUAAUUACUAGUUUCAUCUACCUUCGUCAUCCCAAAGCUGUCCCAGCAGAGUUCGAACGAAAACGACCAUCACAACCUUCAAGUGCAGCUUCACGUCGCCCAACGGUACCAGUAACGCACGCAACAUCGGGUAGUAACGAAGGCAGUAUCAAUUCUGUAGGACAAAAUAAUAAUACUACCGCUUCUCGGCCAUCUCAUGUAGCAAAGAAGGGGACGACGACAAAGACAACACAGGAUACUGCAACACAUCGGCCUCCAUCAUCUAAAACACCUGCAAGCAGUAAAACACAAGCGAAUGCUAAACCUCCUGUUAACAAAACUAAUCACGUGGUUAAAAAUGCUGAUGUUGUGGAGUCACCAUCUAAACAACCAGAGGUUCAUGAUAAUGAAGUUUCUACACCAAAUUUGAUACCUUCAGAAUUAGUUACUGAAAGUUCCGAUAUUCAUGAUGUAUCAAAUAAUAUUAUCAAUGGUGAUAUGAUGCAUAAAACAAAUGGUUUUACUCAUGAUCUUUCCGAUUUUGAACCUUCUGUUAACUCAGAGCAAACGAAUCAUGAUUUAUUGAUUCAUGAUGUGAAUUCAAUGAAAUUGCAAGAUUAUGGUGAAAAUGUUUUUAUCGCUCCUGAUAAUCUUAAUAAUAAUAAUAAUACUGGUACUAGUAUUAAUAAUAAUAAUAAUAAUGUAAAGGAUUGUAAUCAAAUGAAGUCAACCGGUUUAGAUGAAUAUGAUCCUAUUGCAUCAUGGGGAUCACCUCAGAAUUUGCCUUUACCUCCUACAGGUUCAGAAGUUGGCAAAAAACCUGAAACAGUUGCAACAACAAACGGUGAAAAGAAAUCCGCAUCUCAUUUGACGAGGAGGGUUACAUCUGUCAACAGUAGUAGUGGUAGUACAGCAUUGGGUGCAACAAAAACUGGUAAGUUCAAGAUUGAUAAACGAACAUUAUUAUUAGUAUUAGUAUUAGUAUUGUUUUCUGGUUUAUUUCAUCUUUUUUUUCAAUAUAUAGUAACUGAUCAUUUAAGCAAUGGUUAUAAACGAUAUUAAAUCUGGAGUCCGAAAUUUUUGUCGGACGCUGAGACCUAGUUAGAUGUUUGCUUGAUGAAACUCUUAAAUCGGAUUUUUGUGUGAAGUUUAUCAAUUCUUUUCCAUAUCUCGCAAAGUUGUAUCUCAAUUGGUAAAGGUUAUAUUUGAAAGGUGGAUAGUGUAGCCCUAGAAUAGUGGAGCACAUUUUUCUCGGGUGUUUUGGGAACUGAAGUUUUUUUUGACUUAAACUGUUUUAGAAUCAAAGUUUUAUCCUCAGAGCAUUUGUUCACAAUAGUAUCGAGAUGUUCUCUGGAUUUCUCGCAAUCGUUUACUUUCCGAAAACCUUAGCUGCUCAUCAAUUUAAUUCAAAUGACAUGUUGAGUUUCCUUCAACGUUUUAAAUAUUGAAACCGUUAAAUCACAACCAUACAAGUUUGAGAAUGAUAAAAACUACAUUUAGAUGUUAGAAGUUAAAUUUACCAAAGGCCCUCACAUAAACAGUGUAAUCUGUAAUAUGAGCCCAUAUAUAAUAAUUAUCAACAAUAUUUAUUCAAUACGUUCAUUUCUAUAGUUUUUUAGCUCUCAGGUAUAAAAAAAUCCUAGUAUGUAAGUUAUCUUCGUUGGUCCCAUUGAAGAAAGAAAACGUAGGUAUCAUCCGCAACUUACCACGAAUGCAUAUUCGUUGAAACUCAUGAAAAAAGACGAUGCAGGUUGGAGCCAAGUCAGAGAUAACUACAGUCCUCGAGAAGCAUGUGUUCCUUAAACGACACUCUCAGUGAACUAAUGCUACAACGUGUGAUAGAAGUGAUUCAUGAAGCAUUUACUACAGCUAAGCUGUAUGUGUGGUCUAUUCUACAAGCGUCGUAUUAUUAGAACCAGAAACAAGGACUUCCUGAAUUUCUCUCAUUCGUGUAUUUAUCAAUUCAGCUGUUCCGGUUGAGCCUUCAUAGCAGAAGAAAAAUUAGAGAAAUCCGUCAUCGUUUUCUUUUGUAGAGGAUCCUAAUAGGUUAAGUGAAAGAUAUUUGAGGCUAAUUAAAAUCUCUAUAUGUAAUCACCCAAUUAAUCCAAGUAAGGAAAAUUUUUCAAUUUUACUUUUUAUUGAAGCUAUCAACAUCUGCCUUAACAAACCUGACCACUGUAUCUAUAAAGCAAUUUGUACAUCCACUCUUCUUUUCUAUUUGCCUUUGCUCUUAAAAAAAUGAUUAACUACAUAUGUUUUAAUUGUAAUUUUCAAUAGUUAUUGUUUUAUUGAUAGUUUUAUUUCAGAUAUAAAUUAGUGAUUAACAUGGUUAAUCCAUCACAUGUUUAAGAGAUGAUGCUCCAAACUCAGCCAUUUGAAUUGUACGUAGGAGGAAGUGGGGUGAUGGAUUGUGGUCUCAGUGAAAAAAAAAAGAUCUCAUUUUUCUUAUUUUUCAAUACUGGUGGAUAAUAGUCGUUUUUAGAAGUCUCUGUUACAAAACUAUUAGGCUUAUUUGACCAAUGGUCGGAAAUGCGUUGUUCCUUCUCAUUUCGCUUAGUAUUAAUCACAUAUAUUGAUUUUAUGGAGAUAAUGGUAACUAUAUGUACUAAAAAAUUGUGUGAACUUCCAAAGUUGAAGUGCUCAGGGUUUCUUGUUAUAAAUUAAAGUUUAAUGCACGAGACUGCUUGACAUGAAUGUUUUAAGUUGCUAAUAACUCACAUUCGAUAGCAGUGUAUAAGCAUAUUUUCUUACCAUUUGUUAUUUCUAUUCGUUGUAUUUCAUUUUUCUGUAUGCCUAUUUCACUUUAUAAUUGGUAGUCAGAAAGUUCUAUGAUAUUUCAUUGAUCUCAUUUCUCUGUUUUAUUAUUGCGCCUUAAAAACAUAUAUUGGUGUUUUUUCUAAAUGAAGCUUCUGUUUUUAAACUAAUCCUUCUUUUUACUUGUAUUCUGCUCAUAGGUCGUCUUUCUCUUGCACCUCGUGUUGGUGGAAUACAUUCGAGUAUAAGCAACCAGCCAGUUAGUUAUCCUCCUGGCUAUACUAUUGCCUCUGGUCAUACUCCAGGUACAGCAAAGGCUCCUCCAUAUGACAAGGUCAAACCGAUUUAUGUUGAUGUUGCUUUUCUACCAGGUAGUGGAAAUUCAAAUUACGUUGAUGCUGAGUGGUUUAAACGUGUUCGAGCUCGUUACUAUGUAGCCACUGAUGUAAGACCAACAUGCUCUCUUCUAGAAUCCUUAGUCGUAGGAAAAGAAUCAUGGGGUGGUGAUGAUGCACAACUUGAUGUCUCUUUAAUAUUGGCCUAUGAAACUGAGGAGUUAUUAGUAUGGCUCGGUGUGAAUGCUGGACGUCUUAAUAAUUGUCAUGUUAAUGUUGCCGCCGUCAUUUCACGUUCAUCUAUCCAAAUAUUAAAUGAAAAAGCUUCAGCUGUCGGCGAUGGUCCUCUUAACUAUCCAGGCUAUCGUAUAGACCUAUUUUAACCAAAAAGGUAUCAGCAUGUCACUGACGUACAUAACUAAUUUUUAACUGAUGAAUCUCAGUCUUCAUCUUUUCAUCAGUUGUAUGGGCUUUAAAAAACAGGAUAGUAUUUCAUUUCUAUAUCUUCGUAUAUAUGUGUGUGCAUAUUAACAGGAGCAGCUAUCCAUCCAUAUUGCUACAUCGAGAAAUAGGGUAGGAAUAUUACAGUAUGAAAGUUUUUUUCGAAGACAUUAGAAAGUAAACAUUGUGUAUGUGUCCCUCUGUGUAUAUCGAUAAACCUUCUGACUGGCUUUUCAGUUAUUUUAUUCGAUUGGUUUUUAAAGAGAUUAUUAUAUUUACGUUGUUCACUUGUUUCUAGUUGUUGUUAUUGUUGUUAUCGUCUUCGUUAUUGUAAGAUUCAGUCAGUUUUUACCCAUUAAGUUGUGGAGCUGCCUCAUAUAUGCUAUUUCUUAUUAUUUCUCUCGCACAUACAUUUAUAUAUACAUACAUAGUAAAUUUGUUUUAUUGCAUCUUUCUUUUAAUGUGCAUCUGCUUCACGAUUGACUUUCUUCACAUACUCAACAUUUUAACGCUUGUAAUAUUUCUCUCAUUUUAAGUGUGUGUAUGACUGGGUGGAAGAUGUUGCUUCUUUAAUGAUAAAAGGACUAAAUAUGCAUUAUAUAUAUAGCCAAACGCAUUUCUGUCUCUAUUCUAGAGUACAAACUUACUAUUAUUACUGUUAUUAUUUAUCUCUUUGCCAAUAUUAUAUAUAUGUAUUGGUCACCGCAUCCUUCUUGACACGCACAUAAUACAUUCCUUGUUCUUAUUGCUACAUCAUUAUUAUAACUCAUAUAAUGCGUUGUUUCUUUCUUGUUGAACAAUGAAAUUCAUAAAAUUAAAUCUUUAUAUGCAUU
This is a messenger RNA of Schistosoma curassoni, 5875 nucleotides long. NCBI's taxonomy places the organism in Eukaryota, Metazoa, Platyhelminthes, Trematoda, Strigeidida, Schistosomatidae. The record is from the annotation of a GenBank genome assembly.